UGACAAGCAAGCACGCUGGCUCUCUAGCCGGAAGUAGUUUACAAGUUCAGAGAGGAAGAUACUGUAUUUCACAUGUUUGAUUCACAAGUGUGUGUAUAGCUAAAUGUCUUUGGUUUAAAUGUGUUUAGAUUUGUUGUUUUUGAUACAAGUCUAAUACAAUGUACCCGGAGCUAGACAAGUGUCCAAGAAGUUUACUUGUUUGCGAGAAAUCGAACUUUGAGCAUGAAAAGUCUAGACACGACACUCACGUGUCAAAACAUUAUUUUAACCACAAGGUGUCGGUUGUAAUACCGGGAUGUGGUGCCCUUUCUUCCCGGCUGGCCACUGUCAUAAACAAUUUCAGCAAGUAUUUUCUGGUGAAUAAUUUACCAGUCUAUGAGUUUUUGGAUAAAGACUUCUUGAAGAAUGUUGUGUGGGAUGGCGCUCUCUAUGCUCUUUCCUACAAGACAAGCAUUGACCAGGAUAACACCAUUGCACUUCUCCCUAGCGGUCAGCUGAUCCUCUCUGUGGAUAAGGACACGUAUGAACAGCUGGGUGUGGAGGGAAAGCCGUCACAGUACAAUCACAGACAGCCCAUGAGAUAUGUCGUGACCAUUGACCUGACGGACAAAUCCAUGGCGCCGGAAGGGAAGCGCUACCAGCGAGUUCUCUCCAGCCUUAAAGAAAGGGUGCCUCUGAAAAGCGACUUCCUGCUAGGACGGCACAAUUCGGAAACUCAAGGGGCGGAUGGGGAUAGAGCGCUGCAGAGUCUCCUGUCCCGUUACCAGUGGAAAGAGCACAGACCAGUGGUCAGUAGCCACACCCUGAAGGAUCUGCCAUGUCCAUCCCUGAACGCUUUGGACCUGCGCGGGGACCAGCGGUCUUGUGACCCCCACAGCUUCCUGGAGUGGCUUGGAGCAGUGAGCGCUGGUGUCAGUUGUGACAAUACAGCAGCCAGCUUCCUUUCAACAUACGUCUGUCCAGAGCCCCAAACACUGGUGAGCCAAGCCCUGCAUUGUACAGUGUCCGGCCUGCUGCUGCCCGAAGACAUCUACUCUCUGCUGCAGGAACUGCAGCGGUUCUUUGACGAACCCAAAAUCACGUCCUGGCUGUCACUGACUGUACACGGCUUCAUGGACAGUCCCGUUUCCUGGGGAGAUGCAGAACACGGGUUUCACAAGGGUGGUGAAAACUUCUACAACCUCGUCCUCUUCAAGAACCAGGACUACUGGUUGCACAUGGGCACUGGCUCCCAUGAUAGAUGUCCCCCAUGAUGACCACAAAACAAAAGUUUUUUUUUUGUUUUUUUUUCAGCUUGGUUUUUUUAGGAAAAUAAGGUAUUGUGUACAAAACUGUUCACAAAAUGUACUGCUUAUCAAUUGUGAUGUUUCUAAAGAAAUCUACUAAUUUGCUCAGUCUUAAUUUUUGUCUUUGCCAUCUUCAAUAAAAAUAAUUGAGUCCAACUGAAGUGCUCAUA
Oncorhynchus mykiss (rainbow trout) is the source of this 1456-nucleotide messenger RNA. NCBI's taxonomy places the organism in Eukaryota, Metazoa, Chordata, Actinopteri, Salmoniformes, Salmonidae. The record is from RefSeq and is a predicted model, not a curated record.